Molecule: messenger RNA, 1914 nt
Organism: Paramecium octaurelia
Lineage: Eukaryota; Ciliophora; Oligohymenophorea; Peniculida; Parameciidae
Source: the annotation of a GenBank genome assembly
AUGAAAGUGUUUACGUGUUAAGAUAUUAUGCAUGAAGGAGAACCAAUAUAAGGAUAUUGUUUAAAUUUGGGAUGUUAAGUUUCAAGACCUCAAUUCUGUCGAUAAUGUGGAUUUGAUCCUAAGAAGCAUUCUAAUUGCAAGAAAGAUCUAAUAGGAUUUGGUUAAAUCUAAGUUAUAUCACAAAAUUCGAUUAGAAAAUACUCGAUUUAGCAACACAAUUAAAUAAAUCAUUUACACAAGUCAAAAUAAAAUAUGAAGAAUCCUCAAAAUAUUUGGAGAAUAUGAAAACAUAAUUAGUUAUGAUAUCUGAAUGUUUAAGUCUAUAAGAUUAUUAAUAUAUGAGAGACAAUUUAUAAGUGAUAAAAGAAUGGUAUCAAUAUUUAAACAAUUAAGAGGAGAUUUUGAAGUAAAACUAAAUUGGUAAAUUUUAUAUAAGUAAUAUUAAAGGAACUUAAUUAGUUGGAAUAUAAAAAAUGAUUUAGGCAUUGGAUUUAACUUAAGGAUAAUAAUCUACCUUAGAUAUUAAACAAGAUAUUGAAAAUGCACUUUACUAAGGUAUUCUAGUGGUUUAUAAUAAAUUAGGAAUAUAAUUACUUAAUUAAUAGAAAUGGCAGGAGGCUAAUGAAAAAAUUAAUUAAUCUAUAAAAUUAUCAGAAAAAUACUAAUCUUUGGCGACAUUGUUUAAAAGUAAUUUGAUUCUAUUUUACAUAAUUAGGUAUUUGUUUAAUUGAGAUGAACUAACCAGGAUAAGGAAUAAUUAUGAGGGAUUAGGCGAAAAAAACUAAUAAUAACUUGUUUAGAGAUUUAUUAGAUUAUUCAGAUCAAGAAUUACGGAAAACCCCAUAAAAUGCUUUUAUUUUAAUUGCAAAAAGUAAUUGAAAUAUUUAAUUUACUUAGGUUAUGCAUUAAAUGAAGAAAAAUAAUUUCAAUAGGCUAUUGAGUUGUGCGAAAUAGUUUUAAGAGAGGAUCCUUAACAUCUUCAUGCUUUGUAUAGAAAAAGUAAUCAUUUAUAUAACAAAAUAGGCUUUUCUUUAGAUGAUUUGAAACAGCAUUCUUAAGCUAUUUUGUGUAUUGGUGAAGCUUUACAAUAUAAUCCAAGGUAUAUUAUUGGGUAAAUUUCUAAAGGUAUUAUUAUUUGUUUUCAAUUUUAGGACACUCUUUACAUUGUCUUAAAAAGUAUAAUGAUGCAAUUGUUUGCUAAGAUAAAGCAAUCCUACUAGACCCAAAUUUUGCAGUCGCCUAUAAUAAUAAAGGUUUGAAAUAUCUUGAUUGUAUUAGGUAAUGCCUUAAAUAAUCUUAACAAAUUUAACGAUGCAAUUAUUUGCUAUGAGAAAGCAAUCCAACUAGAUCCAAAUUAUGCAGCUGCCUAUAUUAAUAAAGGUUUGAAAUGUCUUGAUUGUAUUAGGUAAUUCCUUAAAUAAUAUUAACAAAUAUAACGAUGCAAAUGUUUGCUAUGACAAAGCAAUCCAACUAGAUUCAAAUUAUGCAAAUGCUUAUUAUAAUAAAGGUUUGAAAUGUCUUGAUUGUGUUAGGUAUUGCCUUAAAUAAUCUUAAAUAAUAUAACGAUGCAAUUAUUUGCUUUGAUAAAGUAAUCGAACUAGAUCCAAAUGAUGUAGCUGCCUAUAUUAAUAAAGGUUUGAAAUAUCUUGAUUGUAUUAGGUAAUGUCUUAAAUAAUCUGAACUAAUAUAACGAUGCAAUUAUUUGCUUUGAUAAAGUAAUCGAACUAGAUCCAAAUGAUGCAGCUGCCUAUAUUAAUAAAGGUUUGAAAUGUCUUGAUUUUAUUAGGUAAUGCAUUAAAAAAAGUCAAGAAAUGCUAAUCAGCUCUAAAGAAUUAUGAACAGGCAAUAUAAAAUUGCUAAUCAAAUUAGGAGCAAUUUAAAAAUUUAAUUACUGAAUUAAAAAAUAAAAAAUGA